AUGCAAUCAGCAGAAGACGCUCUGGACUUCCUUUCGGAGAGUCAGAAACGCGGUGUCGCAGGUUUAUGUGCUUGUCUUCUACCUGCUGUCUCCGAUGGCUCGAUUGACAUAUUAUGGUCGCGAACGUACCUGAAGCUACUGGUGGAGCAUUUUUUGAGGCUUUCUAGUAGCCAAACCGAGGCCUAUUUACCCAUUUUAAUGUCGAGACAGUUGCAAUUGGCUGAAAAGAUGCACAUACCGUCACGUGGUGCAUCUCCUUUCGUAGACGACUUUGACCCCGCCCCUUUUCUGGCUCAAGUGAUGCCUAAAAAUGCCUCAGACACGACUCGAUGUUCUCGAGCGUGGACGAAACUGACGACGCCCAAAAAAGACCAAUCAGAAGCAAGGAAGCAAUUGAACAAUUCGGUUACAAGUGACGCACUGGACGAGUCCCACGUGCGCUUCUUUCGACUUCAAGUAAUCAAGAGGCUGCUGGGGGUUACGAUCAAGAGCGUGGGUUACGAUGCUCGGGCCAGAACAUUGAUGAGGAGACUCGUGCUGGCAAUGGACUUGCAGUGGGCAGACGUGACCCAGGAAGAGGAGAAGAUUGGCCAGACGUUGUACGCAGAAGCUACUGCCACGCUGCUGGUUAAGAAAGAAGGAACAAAACCAAAAGGUUGGGACUGGAAACGCCAUGCGGCAAUUGGUGCAGCAUCUGUGACUGGUGGCGCUUUACUUGCAGUGACAGGAGGUCUUGCUGCUCCUGCGAUCGCGGCAAGUUUGACAGCGCUGGGAGGAGCAGGCGUGACGAUCGGCGCUGUUGUGGGGUCUGCAACCGGCGUCACAGCAACGACAGUGCUCUUUGGGACAGCUGGAGCGGGAGUGAUGGGUAUGAAGACUGAGAAAAGGACGAAAAGCGUUCAUGAUGUUGGCUUCGAUCUCGUGUCGGCAGGGCAUGGCAUGAACGUCUACAUUUGCGUGUCGGGGUGGCUGGACGAAGAUGACCCGCCGACAAACGGAUUCCGUCGAGCGUGGGGGAUGCUAGCGAGGGCUUGA
Molecule: messenger RNA, 1035 nt
Organism: Peronospora matthiolae
Lineage: Eukaryota; Oomycota; Peronosporomycetes; Peronosporales; Peronosporaceae
Source: the annotation of a GenBank genome assembly